AUUUUAUAAAGAGGGAGUGCCAGGACAAAGGGCGCGUUCAUUGCCUAGCGCAACAUUUACAUCAAUUCCUAUGACGCUGUAGUUCAUACUUAUGUACAGUCAGAAUAGGUACUGUAUGAAGAUGUUCACACUGCUUCUUGUCAGCGCUGGACUCAUCGCACUUUAUGUACUUCGUAAUUGGUAUCUCAAACGACCAAGAUGCAAAAGCAAUGCCAAGUUGCAUGGGACAACUGUAAUCGUCACUGGAUCUAACACAGGCAUUGGGAAAACAACAGCAAUAGAUCUGUCCAGAAGAGGUGCGAGGGUUAUAAUGGCCUGCCGAGAUAAGCAGAGGGCAGAAGCUGCCAUCAGUGACAUCAAGAAGGAGACUGGGAACAAUGAGGUUGUGUUCAUGGAGCUGGACCUUGGAAGCCUACAGUCUGUGCGAUCUUUUGCUGAGACCUUCCUGAAGUCUGAAUUUAGACUCGAUAUUCUUGUCAACAACGCUGGGCUUAUGAAAGGUGGCAAGACAAAGAAUGGCGUGGGAAUGAUCUUUGGCGUUAAUCACCUCGGCCACUUCCUGUUAACUGUGCUGCUGCUGGACCGUCUGAAGGAAUGCGGUCCGAGUCGAGUGGUGACUGUCGCCUCCAAAGCUCAUGAGUAUGGCAAAAUCGAUUUUAACUGCCUGAGUACCCACAAAGACCUGGCUGUUGGAGAAUCUGACUGGGCUUUGUUUAAGAAGUAUAGUCAUAGCAAGCUGUGUAAUAUGCUCUUCACACACGAGCUUGCCAAAAGACUGGAGGGAACAAAUGUCACCUGCUACAGCUUGUGUCCAGGAGCAGUCAAGACUGAAAUAGGCCGGUAUUCAAGCUCCUUGUGGUGUAUGAUGUUGGCACCUAUCCUUUCGCUCUUCUAUAUGGACGCAGAAUCUGGGGCCCAGACUACACUCUACUGUGCCCUCCAGGAGGGUAUAGAGCCUCUGAGUGGAUGCUACUUCUCCUGCUGUGCAGUACAGAAGGUGAAUGCCGACGCCAAAGAUGACGCUGUGGCUAAAAAAUUGUGGGAAGUCAGUGAGACACUUUGUGGCAUGUCUUAAUGCAAACACAGAGACCCUGCUUUUCACUGUAUUUAUCAGGGCCAAAACCCUGGUGGGACAAUCCUGAAAAUGUGUUGCUUUUCCUGAUAAUUCUUAACAGAGAUGUAUUCAAGUCCAAUUGAAUGCUGGAAAUCUGUUCCAUUCCGUUACUCUUAAGUGUGGCAGUGGGUGAAAAGUCAAAGUUAUACUGAAAAGUUUAAAUCGAUUGAUUGAAUAUUGAAUAAUAAAAAAAAGCUAGGCAUAUCCUCUCCCCUUGUGUCAAGACUGCUACUUAACUAUUCCAGAUAAAACCAUAGGCCUAGGUGAUAUGUCUCUGGGGAAGUGUCUCUGUCCCACCACAGCAUUUUUUGCUCAUGCAUGUAGACUCCAGACUGAGGAGAAAUAAGGAGAAAUCCACACAAUGCGUCUCUAACCACCUCCUGGGUCAGAAUGGCUACAUUUACACAGGGAGCCCAAUUAUUAUUAUUUUCCUACUAAUUUGCCUUUUGAUCAAUCACAUCAGAUCUGAAAGGAUCUGAUGCGAAAAUAUCUGAUGUGAUUGAUCAAAAGACUAAUUUUAGUGGUGGAAAAAGUACUCAAUUGUCAUACUUGAUUAAAACUAAAAAUACCUUUAUAAAAAAUGACUCAAGUGAAAGUCAACCAGUAAAAUACUACUUUAGUAAAAGUCUUUAAGUAUUUGGUUUUAAAUAUACUUAAGUAUCAAGAGUAAAAGUAUAAAUAAUAAAUAAAUAAAAUCCUUAUAUUAAGCAAACCCUUCUGCACCAUUUUUUAUUUUUCAUUUACGGAUAGCCAGAGGCACACUCCAACACUCAGACAUAAUUUACAAACGAAGCAGAUGCUUUGUGAGUCUGCCAGAUCAGAGGGUGUAGAGAUGACCCGAGAUGUUGUUACAGGAAUUAUAUUCCUCUAUGUUUUAAUACCCAAUUCAAAUUAAACACUCUGUCAAUUCCUAAGAAUUUGUAAGACUCUUAUUUGCAUAAAAUGGACAGAGACCAGUCUCAAAAAUCAACCAGCUGCGUUUAUUCUCGAGAGUACUGAACAUGAUACAGUUUACCACAGUACUACCCUGUCUCAUCAACCAGCAGUACAAUGGCUGUAUAGUUCUCAAGCCUUCCCACAUCGUCUCUCCCUAGUAAGAUAAUUUACGACCCAAGCCAAGGUCUGCCUGUGUAGAUAAGCAUUCUAGCCAGUCUGGCUAUAAGUUCAUUCAUUUCUACCAAGGAACAGACAGUCAUUGUCCUAAUUCUUGAUUAUAUUUACACACAUUAUAAUCAGUACUAAGGUUAAAAAGAAAAUUCAUACAUCUAUACAGUAACAUAAUAGUUUUCUGAUUAGUCAGUCCUGAUUGAAAUGUAUACAUAAUUAGUCAUUAUUGAUAAAAAAUCCCUUAACAGAUGUUCUCUUGAUAAGUGUCUGAAUUUCACAGUCCUGCUAAGCAUUAAAAAUGUAACGAGUACUUUUGGGUGUUAAAGGAAAAUGUAUAGAGUAAAAAGUACAUUCUUUAGGAAUGUAGUGAAGUAAAAGUUGUCAAAAAUGUCAAUAGUAAAGAUACCUCAAAAACGACUUAAGUAGUACUUUAAAGUUAUUCUGCCUAACCCUUGUGUGGUGUUCGGGUCUGUGGGACCCAUUUUCAAUAUUUACUAAAAAUAAAAAUAAUACAGUGAAUUAUUUUUUCAACCUGA
Messenger RNA from Oncorhynchus nerka (sockeye salmon), 2757 nucleotides. RefSeq names its product dehydrogenase/reductase SDR family member 13-like. Bases 92 to 1075 code for a protein of 327 amino acids. Lineage: Eukaryota; Metazoa; Chordata; Actinopteri; Salmoniformes; Salmonidae. The transcript has 5 exons. The record is from RefSeq and is a predicted model, not a curated record.